Molecule: messenger RNA, 1033 nt
Organism: Caenorhabditis angaria
Lineage: Eukaryota; Metazoa; Nematoda; Chromadorea; Rhabditida; Rhabditidae
Source: the annotation of a GenBank genome assembly
AUGCACGGUCUUUUAUUUUUCAUCCCACUGAUUUUCUUCUUGAUGUCUGCUGCUGAAAUUCAAUCCAAGUAUCAUUCUUCGAUCAAAAGUUGCUCGAGUUCGGAGCAAAGUUCAACUGUUAACAAUGUGACAACUUCGAUUGUGAGUUUGGCAGAAAAAAUUAUGCCUAGAGAUUUUUUGAGGCUCAAUUUUGAGCUACAAAUUUUCUCGAGAAGGGAUUUCAAAUUUUUUGGUAAAAAAUGGCUCAAAAUUUGAAAAGCGAACCUUUUUUUGCGAAAAAACAUUUGGAUUUUUGCGAUAAAUUUUUCUCAUGAAAUUUUUGAAUUUAGAAACAGUGUCGAACUGCAAGGAUUACUGUACUUCUUUGGAACUGCAAAAAUUCAAUCAAAGUCCUACGAACUGCAAGAGUUACUGUAGCUCAGGAUUUUCAAACUGCAAGGAUUACUGUAGUUUUAGGUUUUCUAGAAAUUUUGGAACUGAAAGGAUUACUGUAGUUUUAGGUUUUCUAGAAAUUUUGGAACUGCAAGAGUUACUGUAGCUCCGAAUUUUCUGGAAUAUUUUCAAACUGAAAGGAUUACUGUACUUCUAAAUUUUGGAACUGCAAGGAUUACUGUAGUUUCAAGUUUUCUAGAAAUUUUGGAACUGCAAGGACUACUGUAGUUUUGGAUUUCCUAGAAAUUGUGAUACUGCAAGGAUUAGUUCACUUCUGGAUAUUCAAACUGCAAGGAUUACUGUAAUUCUAAAUUUUUGAACUGCAAGGAUUACUGUAGUUCUGGAUUUUCAAACUGAAAGGAUUGCUGUACUUCUAAAUUUUGGAACUGCAAGGAUUACUGUAGUUAUCACUAAAAAUAUGUCAUUUUUGCAGACCGUGAAAACCUAUCAAAUCGACGGAAUUUGCAAUCAAUACAACAAAACUGUGGAAAACUCGAUUGAAAACGUCGAAAAUUUCAAAACAUCGUGCACAAAAUCAAAUUGUCAUGAUUUAUCUGUGUCAAUUUCAUGUGAUGAGUUCGAAAAUGCGAAAUGUCAAUAA